UAGUAACAUGGAUUAAGCUACAAAAUAGAUGAGUAUACAACUUUUAGUUUUUUCCCCAUUUUGGUGCCAUUGGGCCAGUGCGAAUCAGCGUUUCACAAAUGACGGGCUGAAAUAUUUUUGCGGAACAAAAUGGCGUCCGACGACGACGAUGUUCCAGAAACUGGUGCCAUCUUCACAUUUGGGAAGAGUAAGUUUGCAGAGAACAUUUCCAGUAAGUUCUGGAUAAGGAAUGACCGUAUCUGUGCAGUGGCUUGCGGGGACGAGCACACUGCAUUAGUCACAGAGAAUGGCCGUCUGUACACAUUCGGUAGUAACGACUGGGGCCAGCUCGGCCUAGGACAUACCAAGACUGCUUCCAAGCCCAGUUGUGUGAAGUCCCUUAAGCAUGAGAAAGCCAAGCUUGUGGCCUGUGGGAGAUCGCACACACUUAUAGUUACAGAGGAUGGUAAACUGUAUGCCUUUGGUAAUAAUGGUGAAACCCAGCUAGGAGUAACUGGUAUGCAGACCUCCCCUUCUCCUGUAUUGGUAGAGUCCAUGACAGCACAAAACAUCAUUGCAUUAUCAGCAGGGACAGACCAUUCUGCAGCUCUCACAGGUGAUGGUAAGGUGUAUGUGUGGGGAGGAGGGAGCGAAGGACAGCUAGGACUAGGGGAGGACACGACCGAGUGCACCGAACCAACGAUUCUAGACUUCGACUCCAAAGCCAUCAGCAUUUCCUGUGGUUAUUACCACACAGCAGUUGUUACAGAGGAUGGUAACCUGUACACAUUUGGAGAGACGGAGUAUGGAAAGUUGGGGCUGAACAAUUCGGACCUCGACAGCAGCGACACACCACAGAAAGUGACGGGAAUCAAGGAGAAGGUCAAGUUUGUGGUGUGUGGAGGGGGACAUACCACUGCCAUAGCAGAGUCUGGUGCAGUCUACACAUUUGGGAACGGAGCCAGUGGCCAGCUGGGUCACGGAAACUCUCUCCUGGAGUCGCCCACACCUCACAGGGUCGAGAGGUUUCGAGACGCUGACUGUAAACACGCAUCGUGUGGGGAGAACUUCACUGCAGUAAUCACAGGAAAAGGCCAUCUCUACACAUUUGGUGACGGCAGACACGGGAAGUUAGGGCUCGGAGACGAGAGUUUUACCAACCAGUUCAGACCGUUUAAAGUUGCCAGAUUCAACAAAUUUCAAGUACAAUGGGUUGCAUGUGGCGGUUGCCACAUGAUGGUAAUAGCCUCACCUAGGCAACAGAAUGGAGAGAUCAGCAGUGAGAGCUCUGACGAGGACCCGUUGAUGGAAAGUAUAUCUGGCCAGAAAUCACUCAACCUCAGUAAAAUCAGCUCGGAGAACAAAGAGGAAGGAGAGGAUUCUCAGUCACCGUUACUCACUUCACUCACGCCAAGGGCAAGAAGAAGACAAAUGGACGGUGGACCUUUACCCCCGUUGAACCGCACACUGCCCCCCAUUGGGUCGGAGGCAGGCAAGCUCCCGGCACUCAGUAAAACCCUCCCCCCUAUGGAUGGAGUGGAUGGGAAGGCCCUUAAGCCUCUUGAUAAACCACUUCUAGCUCCACUCGAUAAGCCGCUACUUGCUCCGCUCUCAGAAAAAGAAGAGUCAAAAUUUUCAGACAAGAAGAAGAAGGAUUCCGACUCAGGGGAGGAGUCAGAGAGUGAAGAGGAGAGCGAUGAGGAGAGUGGGGAAAAUUCAGACCUGAACAAGACACAUGUGCUGAAGGAAAACCCAGCCAAUAAGACAAAACAGCUGUCUUUAGUCAGACCAGCAGACUUGCCCAAGGCACGUAAGGAUGGCUCGGAGAGUGAUUCAGAAACAGAUUCAGAUGAAUCUGACGAUGACUCAGAUGAUAAUGACCAGAGACAUGCCCCACCAAAGAAAAAGGGAGACAAGAAAGCUUCAUCUGAAGAAAAGAAGGCAGAGAAGGAAGAUGAUGCAGAAAGUGGAUCUGGAGAAGAUUCUGAAGAAACAGAGGAUGAUUCUAAAAAUAAGGAGUCGUCGGCCAAGAAAGAUAUAGAGGAGGAAAGUGACAAAGACACCUCUGAAAGUGACAAGGAUAAGGAUGAUAAAAAAGAAUCUUCUAAGAAAGACAAAGAUGAGACAGACGGACCACCUCCUGAAAAACCUGGUUUCUUUGCAUCACUUUUUGGAAGGAAAAAUAAAAAGCCAGACAAGCCCAAAGAGGAAGCCAAGAAACAAGAGAAGGAAGAAACGAGUGAGGAAGACAAAAAAGAAGACACAGAAGAAAAAGAAGAUGAUAAGAAAGACAAAAAGAAUGAUAAGAAAGACAAAAAGAAAGAUGAUAAGAAAGGUAAAGACAAAGACUCAAAAAAAUCAGAUGAAGAAGAAGAAGAGAGUUCAGAAGACAACAGUAAGUCUGAGAAUGGUUCUGGGGACAAAGAUAAGUCAGAGAAUGAAGAGUCUAAAAACAAGGAUGAAAGUGAGGCAGGGAAAGACAAGCCAAAAGAGGAGGCCAAGCCACAAACUAAGUCUUCCAAGGCCUGCACCAUAUUAUAACACAGGAGUGGCAACUUGGGAAUGCAGCAGCUUCUCAAGUCAUCCAACAAUCUUCUCACUGCAGCAGUCACCAUCAUGCCACAUCGCAUCAUUCCACUCUCAAAAUUCCUAUGAAAUAAAAUUCCUUAUAAUAGGACACCAUGCCUUUAUAUUUGAAACACUUUGGAACCUAACUUGUGCAAUAGAGCAGAUAUAUUUUUCAAUAGGUUUUAGAACAGAAAAAAACAAACAUUCCACGUGUUUAUUCACUACACAGCGUGUUGAUAGAAUUGUAUGCAGGCAAUGCCAUACACAGUGUAGUUAGACAAAAAGACUCUGUACUUCCAGUCAGUGCCUGUGCAUUGUGGUAAUUUUGGAGGUACAAUGAAUUUAAUGUAUCACACACUUGCAUCUUGCACCAGGAAACCAGUCGCACCAUGCCAUGUUACACAUCUUCAACCUACUGGUAGUGCAUCAGCGAUAUUGUAUGAUUGGCAUGCACUUUCCUACCAGAUCCUAGAAUUGUCUUUUUUCUAGAUAACAGUUAGAAUUAGAACACUGCAGAUGUAUUGUCUUUUAGCAUUGAGGUUUCCUUUCUGUGCGUAUGAAGAUGGGGAGGCACAUGUUUGUACCGGCUUGAGUAUAAAAAACAACAACAGUGGAAUAGAUGCUUCUUUUGUUUUAUUUAAAGAGAGUCUAAAAUCAGACUGAUGAGAUCAAAUGCAGUAACAUCUUGCCUCUCACUACCAUAACAGCACAAGCAGUGUCAAAGAGGAUUGAAGCUAUUACAAUUAUUUGCUCUCAAUAAUAUUUUUUGAACCAGUCCACUGGCUGAUCCAGAAGGCAUUCAUCAAUUUAGCCAUAUACAUGUACCUUACCUCAUUCUAUGUUUCUGGUCCCUUUUCUUUUAAAAGUUAUUGGGUGAUUAAAAUCCCUAGACAAUCAGAUAGACAUAAAAACCUCCUUUUAAAACAAAAUACAGAAAAUCGAACAAAAAAAUGGAAACCCCCUAGUGUAUUUUAGUAAAUGUUUACAGUAGAAAGGGGGCUAGGUUGUUCCUGGUUGUGCAUUGAGUAUCUGCAUAUUUCUAAUUGGUUGGGCCACUUGCUCAUUACAUUUUGCCUCCAUUAGAACGGUUUCUGUUUUCAACAUUCUGCUGCAAAAAGAUAUACAUAACUGUAAAUAUGAUAUUUUGUAAAUAGUGGUCAUUGCUUAAUGUUCUUAAUUUUGUAAACUUUAAGGUGAUGAUUGAAAUGAUUGUGUUGAGUAGUGAUGUGCAUUGAUCUGUGAUGAUUAAAUUGUUUCUUU
Molecule: messenger RNA, 3807 nt
Organism: Branchiostoma floridae (Florida lancelet)
Lineage: Eukaryota; Metazoa; Chordata; Leptocardii; Amphioxiformes; Branchiostomatidae
Product: X-linked retinitis pigmentosa GTPase regulator-like
Exons: 18
Coding region: 130-2520 (796 amino acids)
Biological process (GO): ubiquitin-dependent protein catabolic process; protein ubiquitination
Molecular function (GO): ubiquitin protein ligase activity
Source: RefSeq, a predicted model, not a curated record